Dryobates pubescens (Downy woodpecker) is the source of this 4588-nucleotide messenger RNA. It is a transcript of the gene SPRY4, whose product is annotated as sprouty RTK signaling antagonist 4. The transcript has 2 exons. The record is from RefSeq and is a predicted model, not a curated record. Bases 205 to 1095 code for a protein of 296 amino acids. Gene Ontology annotation, cellular component: cytosol; membrane. Gene Ontology annotation, biological process: multicellular organism development; animal organ development; negative regulation of MAP kinase activity. NCBI's taxonomy places the organism in Eukaryota, Metazoa, Chordata, Aves, Piciformes, Picidae.
UCUGACAGCGCCGCGCUCGCAGGUCCCUUCCCUGCAGCUCCGGCCAGGAUUUCCCUGCUUCCCCACCACCACCACCUCUUCCCUUCCACCUUCCUCCUUCACUUCGGAUCCAGGAUUAGCUGGCCUAUGGAGGGACGGUUUGAGCCGAAUUCUUGAAACACACCUAAGAGCAGCUUUCUCCCCCUGGAUCAGACUGCUUCAUCCAUGGAGCCCCGGGUUCCCCACAACAUCACCGUUGUGCCCAGCUCCACGAUGGUCCAGCCCUUGCUGGACAGUCGGAUCCCCUACGGGCGGCUGCAGCACCCCCUGCCCAUCGACCAGAUGAAGACAACUCACAUGGAGAAUGACUACACCGACAACCCCACCGCCUCCCAGCUGGCGGCUCAGAAGCAUCCCCGAGCCCCCCACGAACUGCCUUUGACCAACCAGCACGUCCAGCGCUGUGAGCAGGAUGUCACCCACCCCUGGAUUUCCUUCAGUGGACGCCCCAGCUCCAUCAGCAGCAGCAGCAGCACGUCUUCAGACCAAAGGCUCUUGGACCACAUGGCCCCAGCGCCCGUGGCGGAGCAGUCCUCCCCCAGAGCGGUCCGCAUCCAGCCCAAGGUGAUCAACUGCAAGCCCCUGGACCUGAAGGAACCUGUGUCUCAGGAACUGGACAAGCACUUUCUGCUGUGUGAAGCCUGUGGGAAGUGCAAGUGCAAGGAGUGUGCGUUGCCCAGGACUCUCCCUUCCUGCUGGGUGUGCAACCAAGGGUGCCUCUGCUCGGCACAGAACCUGGUCAACUACUCCACCUGCAUGUGUCUCGUCAAGGGCAUCUUCUACCACUGCACCAAUGAGGACGAUGAGGGCACCUGUGCUGACCACCCCUGCUCCUGCUCCCACUCAAACUGCUGUGCCCGCUGGUCCUUCAUGAGCGCCCUCUCCCUGGUGCUCCCCUGCUUGCUCUGCUACCUGCCAGCCACCGGCUGCGUCAAGCUGUCCCAGAGAUGCUACGACCAAGUGAGCCGGCCUGGAUGCAGAUGCAAAAACACAAACAGUGUCAUCUGCAAGGCGCUGCCAGAGAGCAAAGGGAGCAGGUCAGAAAAGCCCUUUUGAUGGUUUGGGAGGCUGGGGAGCAGAAGGACACUCCAGGGAAGGGGGUGACGCUGGCUCUUUUUAACAUAACCUGUGGUCUGAGGGUGGCGGUUGGCCCUCAGGGGAAGCAGAAGCAACUCUUUCCACAAACCGAAGCACUUUGGGUUAUUCAGGGGUUUGGGACUGGUCAGAAUUUCAAGAGAAGGGGCCAAAGAGGAAUCUUAACCUAGAGUGAAGGCUGCACACCUACGAAUGGCAUGGGGUACAGCUGCCUCACACCUCCCGCUCACCACAGGAACCAGGAGCUGCUGGCUUGGCAGGCACAGCUGCACAAUACCCAUUCCCAGAUGCAAACCGCUGCUUUGGAGUCACAUUCAGGGUGGCCUUCUUGGUUUUGCUUUCCUUCCAAACCCUGAUUUGCUACCAGCAGCCUGUUGAAGGUGAUGGGUUAACUUCUUCCACCCUCCUCCCCUGCCUGAUCACCCUCAGAAGGUCCAGCUGCACAUGAAGUACAUGUUUCUCAAAAGCUUUCUGUGUCCCUCGAAGAUUUUGAGCCAGAAGUGAAGCUGCAGGUCAUUUGUUGAAGGGUCUUUUACCAUUUAGACACGUUGCUUUCCUUGAACUCCCUUGGCCACAUGGAUUUGGACCUUCUUCAAGCAAGAUGGUAUCAAGCUGGUUCCUCCCCAGGAAGAAGAGUAGCAGCAUGUGUUGGAUCAGUGGUACCAACAUGGUGGCGUUCUGCCUGCAAAGCUGAUCCAUAGCAUCAGGUUUCACUCAAUGGAAUAUUCAUUUCACAUCCACCUGCUCUUGGGCAAAUCCCAUUCCCCAAGGCAUGUGCUGGAGCAAAGGGGAUCGUUUCCACACCACGAUGUGAAGAUGUUCAGUGUUUGUUUCUCUCAACCUCUUAAGCUCUGUUCAGGAGUCACAAACCCCAAAUGCACGACACACCUAGGUGUAUUUUUGUAGGGAUACCCAACCCAGUACCUCCUCUCCUGGAACAAGCUCUCCUUUGCUCAUUAAAUAUUCAGAUUGUUAGGGUGUUUCUGGUUUGGGGGAUGAAUGACAUUUGCUGGAAGUACAGCCCAUUCCCCGACCUCUAUUGCUGCUGGUCAACCUUUGCCUCCUCUGUACAGAAGUGUCUUGUUCAGGUGUAGAGAAUGCUGUUCGUGUUUAUGUCAGUGUUAACAGACACCAGGGGAAGCCAGGGGAGGACAGAGAGCUUGUUUAAAGAAGGUGCCCAAGGUUGGGAGCAAGAGAAUCUCGCUGGCUUUGCCCAUGUGCUCAUCUUAGGGCUGGGUCUGCAUUGCCUCAGGAUGCAGCAACCCUUUAGGAUGCAGCAACCCCUUUCUCUUGACAACUACAAGGUGCUAAACACAAACCUUUGCCCAAACAUGCAACACUAAUCAGCAGGUAGGUACUUGCUGCGUGCAGACAACUGAGCUAGGCUCUUCUCCUGGUUUUUUUCCUUCCUUUUCAUGUUUUUUUUGUUCUAAUGAGAGGAAUUUUCCUCAGUCAGUGCACAGCAGUGACAGUGAAAUGUCAUCUCUAAUUAGACAAGCAAUAGGCAGAGCUCAUGUAGCAUUUCCAGGAAGCCCAUUUAGCUUGGCUGCAGUGCAGUUGCUGCAUGGAAGGAUGGGCAGGGGCAACAUGAAGGGACUCCUGGUGUCUCUUUGCUUUCAGAAUUCACUUAACCUGCAUGGCUUGGGGGUUGGUUAGGCUUAGAGAUAUUCAUUGAACAAGGAAUUAAAAAGAAGAAACCAACCAAACAACCCCCCCACCAACUUUCUCUGUGUAGAACUUCUGCUGGCUUGAACAUGAUACAUCAGAGGAAAAGGGAUACUACAUCUGUCACCACAUCCCAGGUCCUGAGUUUAUCCUUUCACUGACUGCAUGGGGACACAGAAUCCCAGAACAUCAUGUUGGAAGGGACCUCAAGAAUCAUCUGGUCCAACCUUUCUAGGUGAUAGUGUAGUUGAAAUGAGCUGGGCCAGCACCCUGUCAAGCUGAGUCUUAAAACUGUGCAGUGUAGGGGAAUCCCCUGCCUCUCUUGGGAGAUGAUUCCAGUGGCACCAGAGAGAAGGCAGCUAGUGGGGAUCCAGAGCUAUAUUUCUUGUCUUGCACAAAUUGGAGGGGAAAAGGUAAAAGGAAACCCAAGCCCAAGCUGGCUGAAUUGUUGGUUGAACGUAUAAGGUAUUCUAUUUAAUAAGAAAACUCAUUCUCCUGAGAUGCAAACAGGCUAGAAAACAGCAGGAGAAGGAUCAGCCUGCUGCCCUCCUCUCUUAGGACCAUACCUAUCCAAAUGGCCUCCACUUCUGGUUGUUUUGCCUCUUUGACCCUCUGUCCCUGGCUGUUCCUGGGGGAAUUUGAGCUGAGAAGCUGCAAGAGCGAAGUCCCCCAGGCAGCACUGAUGCAUGGUCCUUGCCAGCAAACGCACCACUGGAGUGGUCACCACCAUGCCAAUCUACACUCAUAUAUAUACACCCAGCAAGCCCCUAGGGGUUUGCUUUCACUGUACAUAGCUGUAAACUAUUUCUCUGUUGGAUUCUUUUCAUAUCUAAGUCCUGCAGUGGUGUAAGGUGACCCCCACGUGGGCUGUGAAGCGUUAGUAGAUGUGUUAGAGCAGUGCUAAAUGUAGCAGAGCAACCUUCCCUCUUCUUGGUCUCCUCAUGUAGUAGGACUCUGCUCCAUCAGCUCCUGGCCCAAGGCAUGGCCAGAAAGUGUCAAGCACUUUGCAGAGCACUUGGAAUGGUUCAGGGUCAGCUGAAAGCAGGGCUCUGCUGUCAGUGCUGGCUGUGGGGCUGGCAGAGGGUACGAUCCAGUCAAUGGUUUUAUUCUACUCUCUUCCCCUCCCCCUCCAUUCCCUUAUUCCAACACCUCUCUUCCCCCAUCCCAACAUCUCCAUUCUCCCAUCCCAACACCUUUAUUCCUUCAUCCCCUUUCAAGGUACUUGGGCCUCCUGCCACCCCUGAGACAUCCAUGGGCACGGUGCUGUGUCACCCCAGCCCUGGCCGUCCUCCCUCUAGGCCAGGUGCCCUGUUGCAGAUUGAGGUCCAGCUGCUGAUCAGCACAACCUUUGGGCACAACAUUUGCCAUGCUGGGGUGGGACCACAAAGGCAAGAGCAUUUUUCCCCAGGGUGGGCACUGUGCCAGCACAGAGCAGCUCUGAGGAAGAGCAAGAGCUUUGCCACCCUGAAAUACUAAUGGCUGUAGCAGGCUCAUUGCUGGGCUUCACCCUCUGCCCACAUAGCAAGAAGGGGUGACUUUAUGGGGCACUGACCAUGCCACAUCACUGGCUUGAGUGGCUUCACCAGACAAAUCACCACUGAACCCUCCACCCCAGUGGGUACAUGGAGUAGCUAGUAAAUCCACACCAUUGCUCCCCAGCUUUCCCACCUGGAUGAGCCCUCACAGCACUGGGUAUUCCCCCUCCCACACUUGGACACGCUGAGAAAGGUUUCCCCCCCUCCACACUUCUGUUACCACCCCACCACAUCUACACCCUGAGAAGUUGCUA